UUUUCUAAAGGCCGGGCUGGUGGCACCUGCGGGCUGCCGGGGGCUUCUCGGUGACCCCCGGCGGGCGGGAGCGCUGAGGAAUUGAAUUUCUCUCUCACUAAGGCUCCUUCACUUCCAGUAUGGAGGUGAAUCGAGAGAAGCUGUGUCCCAGCAAGGCUGAUGUGAGCUCAGAGUCUGCUUUUCAUUGCUCAACGUGUCAUGAUGAUGAGGAGUGGAGCAGUUCCAGCCGGGGACGGGCAAAAUCACGAAGUUUGUCUGCUUCACCAGCCCUGGGGAGCACCAAAGAGUUCAGGAGAACACGCUCCUUGCAUGGACCAUGCCCAGUGACCACGUUUGGACCAAAGGCCUGUAUGCUGCAAAAUCCUAAAACGAUUAUGCACAUUCAGGAUCCAGCAAGCCAGCGGUUGACAUGGAACAAACCACCCAAGAGUGUCCUUGUUAUUAAAAAGAUCCGUGAUGCCAGUCUGCUGCAGCCUUUUAAAGAGCUUUGUGUGUAUCUUACUGAGGAGAACAAUAUGAUAGUGUAUGUAGAAAAAAAAGUAUUGGAAGACCCUGCUAUAGCUAAUGAUGAAAAUUUUGGACCAGUGAAGAAGAAAUUUUGCACCUUCAGAGAAGAUUAUGAUGAUAUCUCCAAUCAGAUAGACUUCAUCAUAUGCCUGGGAGGAGAUGGGACCUUACUUUAUGCAUCUUCACUUUUCCAGGGUAGUGUACCUCCAGUUAUGGCUUUUCAUCUGGGAUCCCUUGGAUUUCUUACUCCAUUUAAUUUUGAGAAUUUUCAGUCCCAAGUCACUCAGGUUAUAGAAGGUAAUGCAGCACUUGUGCUACGAAGCAGACUGAAAGUGAAAGUAGUAAAAGAGCACAGAGAGAAAAUGACUGUACAGAAUGGGAUAGAAGAAAAUGGAGUAGUGUCUGCAAAUAUUGAGAAAGAAGUGGGCAAGCAAAUUAUGCAAUAUCAGGUCCUAAAUGAAGUUGUAGUGGAUCGUGGUCCUUCUUCUUACCUUUCCAAUGUAGAUGUCUUUCUAGAUGGACACCUGAUAACAACAGUGCAAGGAGAUGGAGUCAUUGUCUCCACGCCGACUGGUAGCACUGCUUAUGCAGCUGCAGCAGGAGCUUCUAUGAUUCAUCCAAAUGUUCCUGCAAUAAUGAUCACCCCAAUCUGCCCUCACUCAUUGUCUUUCAGACCUAUUGUUGUCCCUGCUGGAGUGGAACUCAAGAUUAUGCUCUCCCCAGAUGCCAGGAAUACAGCAUGGGUUUCCUUUGAUGGAAGGAAGAGGCAGGAAAUAUGCCAUGGAGACAGUAUUAGCAUCACUACCUCUUGCUAUCCCCUCCCUUCCAUCUGUUUCCGAGAUCCUGUGAGCGACUGGUUUGAAAGCUUGGCUGAGUGUUUACACUGGAAUGUUCGGAAGAAGCAAAAUAACUUUGCUGUUGAAGAAGAAGAAUUUUGAGUGUCUACAUCAAACAAGACUCGUGGGAAUGGGAAAUGGCAGUAUCCCUUCUAUGUUUUGGGGUUUUUUAGGGUUUUUUGGCUAACAAGUGUGGUCACCAUCUCAGACGUAUAUAGUGACGAUAGCUUAUAGCUCUCUGAUCUGCUGAUGGCUGGAAAUUAUUGUGCUAUUUCCUGUCCACCAAGACUAGGAAUGGAAGAAAUUAGGCUCUGAUUGUUGUAAUCCAAUGUGAAUUUCCUUUCAAUGAGCAAUCUGAAAGUGGAUUAUUUCUGAUUGGUAUUGAAAACUGCAUCUGAUGUAACUUGUAACUUACCAGUAACAUGGCAGGCUGAAUGUAGAUACAUAACAGAAAAGUGGCAUUGAAAUAGCCUGUUUAAUUUGGUAUGUUUGUAAUUCCAUUUAAAACUGCUAUGCAUAUAAAAGCUCUGAGAAAUUUUUCUUUAAAAAAAAAAAAAAACAACCCAAACCUUUGUUAGCUUAAAUGUCUUGCCCAGAACAGCUCCCCCAUCAAGAAAGCACUUAAAUUACUUUCUCCUUACUUGUGAAUGUGACUGACUGUGAAAAAACACCAAUGAAGAAUGUUUUCUAUUAAUAGAUGGAACUAUUAAAAAACCCUAUAUAUUUUUUUCUAUACAUACACAUAUCUUAUGCCCAUUUGAACAGUGCUUGACCCUUGGCUGUCAUCACUGUAAAUAUCCACAAAUAGCAUGGAUGAGCAUUAGUGUGGGCUUAGUUGGUUAUUACCGUGAUCUCCACUUCAGAGGCUGAGCUAGUUGGUAGCUCUGCAGUUCCUGUUGGUGAGAAAAAUCAUGUUGGUUUUUCUUUUUUCUUUUUUUUUUUUUUUUUUUUUGUUGUUUGAUUCUCUGGAAUAAAUGGUAGCUUUAGGGACUAUAAAGUUAAAAAAAAAAUAAUGUUUUUUUUCAAGUGUUUGAGAAGAAUCUGGAUUUCAGUUCCUGGAAUAUUGUCUAGUUCCACUGUUGUCUUGGAGAAAAAGAAAAUCCUUCCCUAGGCCCUGGGUGCCCUCUACUUCCAUAGACACCUUCCAGCUCUUGGUGCUGAGUGAUGCAGAAAGGGAUACUGCUCUGUGGGCUGCUAAAGGAGAGGACACAUUCCCAGUAGAGUAGCAAUGGUGCCUUCAGCACACUCAAAAUAUUCAAAGUCUCUUAUUUACUUUUUUAAGAUACUUUCAAAUAUUUCUAACUUCUCUGUGUACAUAUUUUAUUGUAUGGGCUUUUAUGAAAGAAAAACAAAAAACAAGAAAAAAAAUGGUUGGGAAAAAAAGGGUUUGUACUGUACUUUAACUGAGAAAUAUCAAACCCAAGUAUAAUGUUUACAUUUAUGUUCUCUGUGGUGCAGUCUCAUGAUCAUACUAUCCAAACUUUAGCAUUUUCAGAGUCUUGCUACAUUGGUCAUUGAAGGAAUGGACAUUACCUGUUGAAUUUAAGCCUUCAGCAUAAUAUUGUGGAGGAAUUAAUUUACUAAUUAAGGUGGGAUUUCCUUGAAAGUGGAGUGAGAAGCUCUGUUGAACUUUUCAUGACUGUCUUACAUUGUUUAUGUGGUCCAAAGUAGUAAUGAGAGAUGUAUUGAUUUCCAAACUUUGCCUGUCCUGCUGUUCUCUGAUGGUUUCAAUAAUGUCUCUUCCAUGUUGGAUGCUGCCCUAGUCUGUCUGACUUUAUUAAAUCCAGGUGAGACUUUUCCAUAAAAGACACACAAACUCUGGGUUAAUUACACCAACCACGAUGAAAAUUUGUUAAUAUAAAUUAACACUCAGUUUGUAAAUUUUGUAACAUAGAGUGUUUGGUCUAAGUAGACAAAUUCUGUGGUAUCUUGGAGACUAUCCAGAUAGCUUUUGGGAUUUAUCUUUCACUUGAAUCUGCAGUAAUUGUUUGAUCACUGUUUUGAAGCUGCUUACGGGUUUCUUAGAGGGAGUAUUCAGUUAUCUAAUAACUGUUUACUGUUUGAACUAUAGAAGUGUCAGACUUUUUGCUUUGAAAUUGUUUUAUUUAAACAUGCAAUAAUUGAGAAAAGGAACAGGGUAUAGUGGGUAUAUAAAUGUAUUGUUAAGUGAAAACCAAGCAGAAUAGUAGGGGCACUAGGAAGUGGGAAUCAUUCUGCGGAGGUGAGGCGAAAUGAUUCAUGAGCCUUAUCUAGUAUUUUUUUAAAGAUAAAACUAUAUUCAGCACUUUUUAUUUAUGCUUUUUAUAAUAGAAAAUCUAUUAUUAACUAUAUUGCUGAACUUUAAUUUUCAGAGUGCAUAGGUCAUGAAAUCUGUAAUCAAAACUUACUGAACUCUUUUCUUAGGUCUAGCUUAGGGGUUGUCUUUACAUUUAUCAUGUACUGCAAUUGAAUUCCUGGCUUUGAGGCUGCUGCAGUUUUGCUUGUACAGCUGUUCCCCUUAUUUGGAUCACUGGUCAGCCACCUAGAGAGCCACACUUACUGGCUAUAGGAAGGAAAGUCACAUGGUGAGUUUAGUCUUUGCUUUCCCUUCCAAAAGCUGCAGUGACUAUAAUUGUACUACCUGCUUUAUAGCAAAACAUAACUCAAAUUGUGUUAAUACAUUACAAAUUUAUCUUUACUGUACAAAGUCCCUUUUCAAGGCCUUUAAUCCACAAAGCAGCACUUCAGGAGCAGGCUAGUGAGGCUGAUACAGCACUCAAGCUUUGCAGAGUUAACUGCUUGUGGUGUGGGAACUCCUGUUCAGACCACAGCUGAACCAGAAGCAAGCUGUAAUGUGGACCUGGUUAUAUUGACAAUAAAAGCUCAUUUUGCUGGUGUAGCUUACUCAAAGGAACUUGGUUAAACUGUACUAGUAAAAUAGGGUUUUGCUGAUGAAGAGUAGUGUUUCUAAUAUAAGGGUUUGUAAAUGUCACUGUACCUACAAAUCCUUCCAGUCUACAAAGGGCCAAAAUGGAAGAUUGGAAUUUUUUUUUUAAAUUUAUUCUCCAAGUAGACUUCAAGAAGUUAUUACCAACUGAUGUAAUAUGGAAUAAAGCAGUGUUCUGAAUUUUUAAAAGAGGAAACAUCCCGUUACAUAUUGUUAAUGCUUUGAAAAUUUGUUUUAAAUACUGUUGAAAACAAAUAUUUUUCAAUUUCAAUAAAAUCUUUUUGUAAAGUUGGA
Calypte anna (Anna's hummingbird) is the source of this 4563-nucleotide messenger RNA. RefSeq names its product NAD kinase (gene NADK). Lineage: Eukaryota; Metazoa; Chordata; Aves; Apodiformes; Trochilidae. Gene Ontology annotation, biological process: NAD+ metabolic process; NADP+ biosynthetic process. The record is from RefSeq and is a predicted model, not a curated record. Gene Ontology annotation, molecular function: NAD+ kinase activity. The coding region runs from base 120 to 1445 and encodes 441 amino acids. The transcript has 12 exons.